AUGGAUGAAAUUGAACGCGAUGACACAUCUUUUGAUAUUUUGGAAGAAGAAGGACAGCCGGGCUGGUAUGAGAAGAUAUUGGCACUGGUAAGAAAUUAAUAAUUAUUUGAACUAAAAUAUCAGGAUGCGCGGAUUUAAUUGUUUUUAUACACAUUCCCAAGAUUCUGAAGUUAAAUGGGGGCCGGGACUCAAGGACCGACUUUACGCGGAUAAUUACUGUAUGUUAUUUGUUAACUAGAUUAACAUUCGGCCGAAUGUUUAGAUCUAUAUGUAGUGCGGCCAAACAGGGGGAGCACGAAUUUGUGAGAAAUUUACAGAUAUACGUCUCACAUUAAUUUUCUAUAUAGGUAUUAAAUAAUCGCUUAAAAUUUGAAUUUUGUUUUACUUCAAUACUGAUCAUACAAUAAGUAUGUUUUGCAAUUUCGGCAUAAGCGCUUCGGACCGACUCGAACGGAUUUCGAAAUGAUAGUUUGAUUUUACAAUAUAAAACCGACAUCAUUCGCGAAUGUUACUGAGACAUGUGUACCAAUUCACCUUUCCACCAAUAUUCCCCCCAUCAUGACAAAUUUGCAUUUGAAAUGGAAAGCAUUAUUGACGAUUUUAAUCAUGUAUUAUAUUUUAAUGUUGUUUGCAUAAUAAGAGUAAUUAAAAUUGUAGUCUUCAAAUACUCAGCAUUCAAGCAGGAAACUUCUAAGUGGGAAAAUGAAGUGCUUUUGUAAUUGACUGAGAGAACAGCUUGUGCAUGCUGGGAAUUUGCCUAUAUGUGAGACUCGUGGAUUGCGAGGUUGUGUAAUAGCAAUGCCCAAGCGAAGUUAGGCAUCGCUUUGUAUUCGCUGUGUGAGUUUGUUGAUAGGUUAGUUUGUUCGGAAUCACGAGUCUUUGUAUUUAUCCAAUAAAAUGUAUUUGCGCUUGUGAUGGACUUCUUUUGCGCAUCGGCUCAUUGGCACCGCACUGUCGUACUCUAUAUCUGCAUGAGGAUAUAUAGGCUUUUACAUGUAUAUUCACACCUAUAUAUCUAACUCGCUUGAAUGUUCCAACAGAUAAAAUAUUAAGAAUAAUUUUUAAUUAGUUUGUGUAUUUCAAGGAAAGGGAAUACUUCAAUUAUAUAAUUAUAUAUACAUGUAUAAUGAGAAAUUAUACUCAUACAUUAUAAUUUACGGAUUACAAAGAAACAUUUCUUUGCUAAUAAUAUACAUGAAAAAAUGGACCCAUUUGCAUUAUAGAUUACUGUUGAUCUACACAAAAAUUUCAUCACAGCUUGAAAGAGCAUCACAAAAUUAGUAAUAUUCCAGAGUUUCGAUGCCAAGUGUAAGUUGUAAAAUGUGGAUAAUAUAGCCUUGCGAAGUUUUCCGUUUUUCAGUCAUUUAGUAUUACGCACGGAAAUUGACAGCCCAAUCGGGUGUUGGGGCAUCGCUUUCCUGUUUGUAAUACAAAAUGACUGAAAAUUGCAAGUUUCGCAAGGCUAUAUAUUAUCCGCAUUUUACAACAUUUCCUAACGAAACUAUGGAAUAUUACUAAUGCGGUUGUGAUGCUCUUUCAUGCAAGCUGUGAUGAAAUAUUUCUCUAGACUUGUUGAGAUCAAAAUUUUGUCUAUAAUGCAAAUGGUCCAUUUCGAUCGGCUAAGAGCAGAGCUGUGCUGAGUGGUGAUAUUACUACCUUAAAAAAUAAGCAGAAACUCGACGUUUCGAGCGAAGGCCCUUCGUCAAGAGUUAGUAGCAGGGAUCGGGGAAAAUGCACGGGCUUUUAUACUAAGAGUAUGAAAGCAUCACGUGACAAAUAAAUAAACCAAUUAGAUGGAUUUAAUAAUAACAAAGUGCAAACAAAAUAUGUAAAUCGCAUUACAGAAUAUAAUAUUAAAAAUAUAAAAAUAAAUAGGAAGUUAAGACAAUUACUACAAAAAAUAAUAAAAAAAAACACGAGUGGGAAUAAGGUAAAAGUAAAAGUAAUAAAUAGAAGUUGUCAAUGUCUGCUAUAGACAGGCAAAGAUAGAUGGCAUCAUAGACAAAACAGAAGACAUGUCUUCUGGAUUGUCUAUGAUGGCAUUAAACAUAAGAAAAGCGUUCAUUAAUGCCAGAAAGGUGAACAGUGCCAAGUUUGGAUAUGAGGCGCAUUUCAUGUCGUUUGCGGCUAUCGUUGCUUCCAGAAAUGGGACAGAGGGCUCGAAUUAACAUAUCUGAAACACUUCGCUCGAAACGUAGAGUUUCUGCUAGUAAUAUAACCACUCAGCACAGCAUUUUUACAUUGGUACUACCUACACUGGUACAGACAGUUUUAGUAUAAGAGCAGAGCAAAUUUUUUGAAAUACAGUAUACAGUACCAAAUUAAAGAAAUUAAAAUAUAAAACAAUAACAAAGAUAGCCAAUAAAAUACAGCAAUUUCCAGCAGAAAUAGUAAAAGAAAACUACGUUUACGAGCUUUUAGGAGUGAAAAAAAUGUCUAGUGGGUUUUUUUUGGAAAAACUGAAUGCCUGCUGUUAAUUUUUCCUGUAUGAGCUUAUUAUUAAUAAGUAAUACUAUAGUUUCUCGUGCAAUUGAAAAAACAUACUCUUGUGAGUUCUUCAAAGAUUUUAAAUUGCACUCGUUUUUCGGACUUGUGCAAUUUUGAUAAACUUUGAAAAACUCACUCGUGCAUGUUUUUCCCAAAUUGCAUUUGACAACAUGCUAUUACUUAUACUAAUCACUCGGAAAUAUAGAACAGUUAGUGCAGUUAUCGUAUACUUUGUACACUUUUAAAUUGAUAAUAAAUGUCCAUAAGUAUCUUGAGCGCGAUUACGAAUUUGCAUAUAUUUUUUGUUUCACGCGUUAAGAUGUUAUAAUGUUGUAGAUUAUCAGUGGAGGAUUCUAAAUAAUUAUUAAUUUCAAGGGAGAAAAAAUGCAAAAAGAAGGCAAAGGGGACGAACAAGGUUUUGGCAGAUGUGGCAAUUUCAGUAAAAGAACAGAAAUUAAUUCUGGUUGGGAAAAACGGGCAAAAUGUGAGUAAAUUAUGAAGUAAAUUGCUGGAACCACUUAGUAUUUUAAUUAAUACAAUACAAUAGUAAGUCCAAAAAGGGUAAACAUUUUGAAAAGCUAGUAUUUAUUCAACGUUCGACUAGAUGUUAGUCAUCAUAAAGAAGGAUGGAAUUAUUAUAUAUCAUAAGUACACACCAGCAUGAGCUCCACCUUUGAAUUUACUAUACAAGUAAAAUGUUAAAUUAAACACGUCCGAAUUUAUCAAUAGGAUGAAUUCGCGGCACCUAAUCCCUAACACUAACCCGAAUCCUAACCCUAACUCCGACCCUAACCCAUAACUCUAACCAUAAUCUAACUAUUUUAAACUUUUUUUUGAAAUCUAACUUUAUAAUUUUUUUACUUUUGUUAACUUUUUUUACUUUUUUAAACUUUUUUUACCUUUAUAAAAUUUUUUUUCAAGAUUUGUAGAAGCGGAUGAAAGUUUUAAAUUAAUCCUAUUUACAAAGCAUGCAAAGCAAUUAUUUUGUUACGUGAUAAAUUGACAUGACGCGGAAAUAAAAUAAUAAUAAUAAUAUUUAAUAAUAAUUAUUAUUAAUAAGAAUUGAUAAUAAUAAUACUAAUUAAUAUAAAUGAUUAAUAGUUAUUAAUAAUAAGUAUUAACAUUAAUAAUUAAUAAUAGUUAUUAAUAAUUAAUAAUAAUAAUAAUUUUUCACUUACACAAAAUAUUCAACCACAACACACACUGUUAAAAUAAGCUACAGUUGCAUGCCCAAUCUUAACAAACCAUCGACGGACACAACAAGGCGAAGUGUUGAAAUCAGUAGAUUACAUAGUCGGUCAUUUUUAGUAAAUUCUUGGUACAGACCGCCUAAUUCUGAAUCUUGUUGAUUUGACGAAUAUGAAAUUUUUCUCCAGAAAUGUGAUUUGGAAAACAAAGAAUUAAUAAUUAUGGGAGAUGUAAAUUGUGACUUUUUAAAAUGUCCCCCCGAUGCCCAUACUCGUAAAUUACAAUUUCUGUCCUCACUUUAUCAGUUUGACCAGUUAAUAAAUUAGCCUACAAGGGUAACAGGAACAUCAGCGACCGGGAUAGAUCUAAUUUUCACAAACAGAGCUGGAAACAUUUUGAAUUCCGGUAUCGUUCACGUUGGAAUAUCUGAUCAUAGUUUAAUUUUUGCCGUCAGAAAAUUUCGUGUUGAUAAAUCUAAAAAAAAUACAAGAUAUUUUCGUAAUUUUAAACGGUUUAGCUCCAAUGACUUCUUAACUGACCUCUCACAGGUGCAGUGGGAGACUGUGGCUUAGUAUGAGAAUCCAAAUAUGUGCUGGAAAAUUUGGAGUUAUCUUUUCCUGCAGGUCUUGAUCGUCAUGCACCUCUUCGAUGCAUGAGGGUCCGGGGAAAUUCCAUUCCCUGGAUGUCCUCGAAUAUCAGGGGCCUGAUGAGGCUAAGAGACCUUCAUAAAGGGAGAGCUGUUAAAUAUAAUGCCCAAAAUCAUUGGAUAAAAUACAAAGAACUUCGAAAUAAAGUUAACUCAGAAUUCGUAAAGCCAAAACAAUGUUUUUCUGCAACAAAUUUAAGGAAUGUGGGCAGUCUAAAGAUCCAGGACAGAGUUGGAAACUUAUUAAUGAUCUUUUGGGUAAAAAUAGGAAAUUGAAUAAUAUUUCCCAGCUGAAAAUUGAUGAUGUAACAAAUAUUUCUGAUGAUAUAUUGUUAGCCAAGACUUUCAACAAAUUGAAUAUGAGUCCAUGAAUGCGAACACGUGUAACAGUGCAAAUUAUUAUCAAAAUCCUCGUCAAGACAUUUUAUUCAAUUUCUCUGAAAUCCACCCUGAUGAAGUAAUUCAUCAGUUAGCUAAUCUAAAAAUAUCAAAAUCGACAGGCAUCGAUUACGUACAUUCCAGCAAAGGCUCUUAAAAUAGCUGCAAAUAUUAUUGGACCAUCUUUAACAUGGAUAUUUAAUCUUUCCAAUCUAUAAAUCUGGCAAUGCGAAAAUUAUCGCCCAAUUUCGAUUCUACCUAUCAUUAGUAAAAUACUUGAGAGAUCUGUUUUCAAUCAGAUAUAUAAAUUUCUUAAUGAUAAUUCUCUUCUUUCUAAAUACCAGUCAGGCUUUCCGCCAAAGAACUCGACCCUUACCGCACUUAUUCAGAUGUGUGAUACAUUAUAUGAAAACAUGGACAAUGGUCAACUGAAUGGGGUCGUUUGCCUCGAUAUCCGGAAUAAUUGUAAAUUAUAUAAUACACACUCUAGAACAUUUUCAACUUAAUAUAUAUAUAUAUAUAUAUAUAUAUAUAUAUAUAUAUAUAUAUAUAUAUAUAUAUAUAUAUAUAUAUAUAUAUAUAUAUAUAAGAUUUGGUUUCGUUGGUUAUAAAAACUUUUGGCAAAGUGCUCAAUGGAAAACAAGAGCAUAUUUAAAUUAAGGUACAACAAAUCAACAAAAUCCACUAGGCAUCUUUAUUACUAAAUAGUUUCGUACAACAGUAUGUGACACUCUUCAGAUAAAUUAACCUAAUAACUAUAUAGAUAAAACAAUUUGGAUGCCGGAUACAAACCAUUUCAAGAUUUACUGUAGUCACAGAAUAAAGAUCCAUGCAGAAGGGCCACUUACGUCGGGAGCUUUAAAGUUUCUGUCCUCGCGCAUGUCGCAUUACGCAUGUUGGCCGCCAUUUUGCUAGCCAGUCGAUGACAUUUUCUGGCCAGUAAGCACGCUGUACUGGCUGGCUGCUCCGCCUUCUGGACAGUAAACUACAUAUUUCAACAUAAAAAAACGAGGACAUCUUGCACCGCUGGGUGGCAUUUCUGUUACUGAUCUUUAUUCGGAGCUAUAGUUGUGUGCAAAUUAACUUGUAAGAUUUUCGUCCCUCUUAUAAAACUUUCCACUACAUAGUAUGUAUUAGAUCUUUCCAAUCAAAUUCCUAUUUUUAAUAACAAUACCGCAUAUGGACACUUAAUAAAAUUAUGCAUAUGUUUACGCACGUUUAUUAAUAGACUAAAGUUACCAUUAACUGAUGUAAAUUAAAUUAAGAAAUUCUGACAGUAUAUAUGUCAAAACUAAUGUUGCAUCAAUUUUCCAAUAAUAAUAAUUAGGCUUUACCAAUGUUAUUGUUAAUUAAUGAAGCUAAGAUAUACAAACAAGAAAUCCACAAGCCCAACAUAGUUCUCAUCCCACAAUUUUUAUACCAUGCAUAUAAAUUGUAUUGUUUUAGUUCCUUCGUUAGCUCAAACGAAAUUAUCAGAUGCUUUCAAUAAAAUUGGCCCAGAAGCGGAUGGGGCUAAAACUGGUUUAGCAAAAAUAAGUGAAAAAUGGAAUGAAAUACCAGCUGAUAAUAGAGGUGCCAUUGUCAAAGCCGUCCAGACCUCUGCCACACUGUUUGAAAAGUUUGCUAAAGCCGACGAAGAUCCGGUGGGGGCAGUAAGAGCAACCAUUGACAUAGUUGCCCAGUUCACGGCAUUAGCUGGACCAAAAGGUCAAAUCAUCUCAAUUGCUCUAAGCUUCGUAUCUGGGUUUCUUGCCCUUUUCGGGGUAGGGAAAUCAAAAAAGCAACAACCAGAUUUCAGUAAAAUUGUUCGAAAGGAAAUCGAUGCUGCCCUUAAUAAAUAUUACGACAAAGUUCUCAGUGAUGAAAUUGCUGGAACUCUUCAUAAUUUUGUCAUUUCUAAGGCAUAUGUAGAUAGUCUUUCUAAGUCUGGUGGGAAACUGACUGAACAUCAAGCCACCUCCCUUAAAGUGAAUGUUCCUUUAUGGAACGGUCUUACAUUACUCGGCAAACUUGAGCAUAGAAUUAAGGCAUUGUUGAAGGAAAACAAAAGAGAAACUGUGGAAAAACUUCUCAAAUAUAUUGAGUUGUACGCAAGGCUUGCUAUUCUCAAAGAUAUGAUUUUGUUGCAGUCCAUUGCCCUGCUUCCUGACCAACGUAAUCGAGCUGCAUUACUUUCAGCGCAAUUGGCGCUACGUAGGAAGCAAAAAUCACUCCUUCAAUUUCUCUUUAAUGCUAAAGUCGACAGUAAGCUGGCUGUUCGAUACUUUGAUCCUGAUACCUAUCCCGUCACUGAUAAGUACCUGAUUGCUUUACUCAAAGUCCCUGAUUUCGAUAGGUCACUGUCCGGUAAAUGGUGUAUGACGCAGAAAAUUCGGGGGUGGUCUAGCAGGGAUUAUCGGCUAGGGUUUUUUAUGAGGUAUAGGCAAUUAAUGAAAAGUGGUCACCCAUACGUUAUGAGUGGUGGUAUUACGUGUAUUUGGAAGGUUGUCCCUCACGGGAAUAACCUUUAUACCAUUGCCGUGACAUCAGGGUGUCCUAAAGGUCCUCGUUGUGGUCACUACAUGUCACAUGAUCUGAUUGGCUCAAACAAAAUGAGAGUUACAGUAGAACCUGACGCCGACUUCUGGGAAAUAACUGGAGAUAAGUUAAAACAGUAA
Messenger RNA from Paramuricea clavata, 7356 nucleotides. Lineage: Eukaryota; Metazoa; Cnidaria; Anthozoa; Malacalcyonacea; Plexauridae. The record is from the annotation of a GenBank genome assembly.